AUGUCGAAUACGUCGGUGUUUACCGAUUUUACUACUCAAUACAAUCGAAUUGUUCCACCUACAGUGUUUUGCAUUGGUGUCGUUGGAAACAUUUUCAAUAUCAUCACUUUUUCUGGUUAUACAUUACGUACAAAUCCGUGCACGAUGUAUUUUUUUGGAUUGGCCAUGACUCACUUGAAUAAUCUCGCCUUCGGACUACUGUUCAACUAUCUCGGAGACGCUCAUCAUGUCGAUCCGCUGACCGCUAGCACAGUCAUAUGUCGUCUACGAUUUUUCAUUGUACAUUGUUCAAUCGUACUUUCUUCGUGGUUCAUUGUUCUAGCGGGAAUAGAUCGAUAUUUUAUUAGUUCUCGUAAAGUUAAUCUUCGCAAUCUUUCUAGUUUUAAAAACAUACUUUCGCUCAUUCUUGCUGCUAUAUCGAUUUGUUUUGUUCUCUAUGCUCAUGUACUUUUUCUAUUUACCAUAGAACAGACGAAAACCGGACCAGUAUGUUAUGCUCAGUCUGGUGCCUAUCGCGUAUUUUAUGAUUUUUUCUUCUUUACAACGUACAGUUGUACUCCAACAAUAUUGAUGAUUAUAAUUGGUUUAGCUACGCUUUACAAUACUAUUCGACGUCAUGAUCAAAUUAAUCCUACAACUGUUACACAGACAUCAGCUUCAGCAAAGCAAACCCACCGAUUACAUAAACGAGAUUAUCAUUUUAUAAAAAUGCUUCUUUUAGAAUUGGCAACCACCGUGCUGUUUACGUUACCCAUUGUCACACAAAAGCUUUACGCAACAUUGACAGAACGUACACCGAAAAGUUCUGAGCGAUUACAGAUGGAGAACUUUUUCGCACAACUCGUACGAACAUUAACACAAGUUAAUAGCGCUAUCAGUUUCUACAUGUAA
This is a messenger RNA of Adineta ricciae, 891 nucleotides long. The record is from the annotation of a GenBank genome assembly. NCBI's taxonomy places the organism in Eukaryota, Metazoa, Rotifera, Eurotatoria, Adinetida, Adinetidae.